AUGCAGUUCAAUAUCCUCUGCGUUCUGACCCUCCUUGUUGCCUUCGUGGCAUCCGCGGCCGUCCCUGAGGUCGCUCCUGAUGUCACCAGCACUCAUGGAACCUGGUUCGAUGUUGAAGACUUUGACGUGAACGAUUUCAAACUUGCUACUCGUGAUGAAGACGAUUCCAAUUCUGAAUUGGUCAACGAAGACGACGGUGAAACGGUCGAAAUUAAGGACAAGAGAUGUCAUCGCCGUGUUUGCCGUUAUAGCUCUCAGUGCUGCCACACUGAUACAUGCGUUCUGGGCGCCUGCAUGGGACCUGGAAAGUGGCCUUAA
Molecule: messenger RNA, 318 nt
Organism: Aspergillus costaricaensis CBS 115574
Lineage: Eukaryota; Fungi; Ascomycota; Eurotiomycetes; Eurotiales; Aspergillaceae
Exons: 3
Coding region: 1-318 (105 amino acids)
Source: RefSeq, a predicted model, not a curated record